GUGUGACCCCAGGUGUGUCUCCCGCCCCCAGGUAGGUCUCCCGGAGCCGCAGGUGAAGCGCUGCGCCGCCCAGGUGUCCUCAGCCCUGUCUUACCUGCACGGCCACGCCCUGGUUCACCGUGACCUGAAGCUGGACAAUGUCCUGGCCUUUGACCCCGAGUGUCACCUGGUCAAACUCGGCGACUUCGGCCUCACGCGGGUCCUGGGCUGGCAGGUGCGGCCCCCGCGAGGCCCCGCCCCUUACGCCGCACCUGAGCUGUGGCACCUGCGCUCAGGUGAGGCCUGGCUGAGGUUGGAGCCCGCUCAGGACACCUGGGCCUUCGGGGUGCUGCUCUUCGCGCUGCUCACCGGCGCCUUCCCCUGGGCCUCACCUGAGCGCUCCGACCCCGCCUUCCGCCGCUUCCGCGCCUGGCACGGCCGCACCUGCGCAGUAGUGAGGUGGGGACACCUGGGCAGGUGA
Messenger RNA from Sturnus vulgaris (Common starling), 460 nucleotides. The record is from RefSeq and is a predicted model, not a curated record. NCBI's taxonomy places the organism in Eukaryota, Metazoa, Chordata, Aves, Passeriformes, Sturnidae.